UCUACGAGUAACGGGUAUAAAAACUAAAAUCCAAAUCGAAACCCGUGAGCCUAUAGGUGUGUGCGUGCCAUCGCUGACGUCAUCGGGUUGAGGAACGUGCGCUGCCAAUCUAAGUAUAUAUACUACAUAAAAAAGUGGUAUAAAGAGAACAAAUAACUUAGACUCGUCUGUGGCGUUGACAAAAAAACCUCAAUACAUCAAUGGUCGCACUCGAAAACCAAACCCAAACGCACAGCGGCGGACAGGUUUGCAUGAUUUAUGACUCCGCAGGUGACAGGCAACGGGCGCCCAGGUGCGGAUUCCACGGCGGAGGGAGGUUAAGGUGUUUCUAAGCUCCAACUACAAUACAAUACAGUUUGGCUAAUACAGGUAUUUACAAGGAUUUAAACCACUUCCACAAAUACAUCACUGCUCCCACUUAAAUCACGUGACACAAUCGCAUCAGGAACUUGUUUUAUAUCCAACCUGCUUUCGAUAAGGCCAACUAUUACGACAUACGAGUUAUUACGCCCCUUAUCAAUGUGACUCAACAAGGUCUUCAUUUCUAGAUUCUAGAUUACAAUUCUUCUUAGUUGUAGUUGAAAUCGCGAAUAUGCUAAACUCGAUGAUAAAAACACUGACAUUGCUGUGCAUAAGUAGCAGAUGCACGCCGAGAGCAAACAAAACAGCAGUUACAAGAAAAUAGAUACGAUAAGAUGAUAAACUGCAAGCCAUAAUAUUCACACACUGUCUAUGGCAAAAUGAGAAGCAUUACCCAUUUUUCUGAUAAUUUCCAAUAGAUGGUAUCCAGAGCUAGCCGAAUCCGCUCCUGGAACCUCAUGCUGUGCGUGAGUGGGCUAGAGAUUAGUUAAAAACGCACGAAUUCGACGAGUCCGAUGUCCGAGUGUCUUAAUCUUGAUUUGUUUGUAUUUUGAUUACUGAAAUUAGCGGCUAGCGCUAAUUGAUGCAUUAGCUCUGAUUGCGACUCGUUCCCGGCUACUUGUGCCUGUCGUCCCAACUGAUCCACGUAUAACAAGUGGUGGAGCUCACGAGUCCAUGGAGUUAAGAAGGUGACCCCAAUCACAUGCACCACUUGGCGGCACCACUAAAUCAGGACCAAAUUGCAAAAGUUACUGCACUUAACUUGGCCAAACUUUCAUCGAAUAACAAGUCAAUUAGCUGGGCUGCCUAUAUAAGGAGCAUUACUGGCCAGGAUGUGUUUCAAAAGUAGUAUCCACCAUGUCCAAGUGGUUUCGCUUUCUGCAACGCGAUCAACAGCUGGAUGUGUACUUUUUUGCAGUGCCCCGCUUGAGUUUAAAUAUAAUGGGCUAUUGGCCGGGAAAAAGUGGGGAUACGUUGCCCUGGAGAUCGCUGAUUCACUUCGUGAUCCUGUCGAUUGGCGUGGCGACCGAACUCCAUGCUGGUUUGCGUUUUCUACACCAACAGCAGAUUACCUUGGCCCUGGAGACCCUCUGUCCAGCUGGAACCUCGGCGGUCACGCUGCUCAAGAUGUUCCUCAUGCUGCACUAUCGCCAGGAUCUAUCGACCAUGUGGUACCGCCUGAGAAGCCUGAUUUUCGAUCCCAACUGGCAGCGAUUGGAGCAGCAGGACAUCCGGCUCAGCUACUCGGUCAUGGCGGCCCGCAUCAACUUCUGGCCACUGUCGGCCGGAUUCUUUACCUGCACCACGUACAACCUGAAGCCCAUCCUGAUCGCAAUGGUCCUGUGCCUCCAGAAACGUUGCGAGGAAUUCGUCUGGUUUACACCCUUCAAUAUGACAAUGCCCAACGUUCUGCUCAGCUCUCCGUUCUUUCCCCUGACCUACAUAUUUAUUGCCUACACGGGCUAUGUGACCAUCUUUAUGUUUGGAGGCUGUGAUGGAUUUUAUUUCGAGUUCUGCGCUCACUUAUCAGCUCUUUUCGAAGUGCUGCAAGCGGAGAUAGAAUCAAUUUUUACGCCCUACAAAGAUCUUUUGGAACUGUCGCCAGUGCAGCUGUAUACGUUAGAGCAGAAGAUGCGCUCAGUAAUCAUUCGACAUAAUGCCAUUAUCGAUUUGGCCAGAUUUUUCCGGGAACGCUAUACUGUUAUCACACUGGCUCAUUUCGUGUCCGCCGCCAUGGUGAUUGGAUUCAGCAUGGUGAAUCUCCUCACGCUGGGCAAUAAUGGUCUGGGUGCCAUGCUCUAUGUGGCCUACACGAUUGCCGCUUUGAGCCAACUGCUGGUUUAUUGCUAUGGCGGAACUCUGGUGGCCGAAAGUAGCACAGAGCUGUGCCAGGCUAUGUUCUCGUGUCCGUGGCAACUUUUGAAGCCUAAACAACGUCGCCUCGUUCACCUUUUGAUUCUCAGGUCGCAGCGUCCCAUUUCGAUGGCAGUGCCCUUCUUUUCCCCCUCCUUGGCCACCUUUGCUGCGCGAACUCUCUUGCAGAUUCUUCACACUUCGGGCUCUAUUAUUGCGCUGGUCAAGUCCUUUCAGUAAAUUGUGAAUGUAUCAAGCGCUCUCCUAUGCAAUAGAAACUUAGCAGGAGGUAAUCUACCCCUAAUCCCUUUUCAAGCCCACCAUAUCGCACAUCUCCAAUAAUCAGGCGCUGAGUCGACCAAUCCAUGUGCACUCUAUCAACUUCC
Messenger RNA from Drosophila yakuba, 2600 nucleotides. It is a transcript of the gene Or10a, whose product is annotated as odorant receptor 10a. Gene Ontology annotation, biological process: sensory perception of smell; detection of chemical stimulus involved in sensory perception of smell. Bases 1219 to 2454 code for a protein of 411 amino acids. Gene Ontology annotation, cellular component: plasma membrane. The transcript is spliced from 6 exons. Lineage: Eukaryota; Metazoa; Arthropoda; Insecta; Diptera; Drosophilidae. The record is from RefSeq and is a predicted model, not a curated record. Gene Ontology annotation, molecular function: olfactory receptor activity; odorant binding.